Messenger RNA from Chilo suppressalis (striped riceborer), 1817 nucleotides. The record is from the annotation of a GenBank genome assembly. Lineage: Eukaryota; Metazoa; Arthropoda; Insecta; Lepidoptera; Crambidae.
AUGUUGAUUUCGAUCUGUUUGCUCGAUUCACGUUGCAAAAUUAAGGCUCUGCGAGCGAAAACCAACACAUACAUAAAAACACCAGUUCGCGGCGAGGAACCGGUGUUCGUGGUCACCGGACGUAAAGAGGAUGUGGCGAGAGCAAAACGUGAGAUCCUGUCAGCAGCGGAACACUUUUCGCAAAUCCGUGCGUCGCGCAAAUGCGGCGCGGCGCCGCCGCCGCCGGCCGGCGCGCCCGGACACGUGACCGCGCAGGUGCGCGUGCCGUACCGCGUCGUCGGCCUCGUCGUCGGACCUAAAGGCGCAACCAUCAAACGCAUUCAACACACGACGCACACCUACAUCGUGACACCGUCUCGCGAGCGCGAGCCCGUGUUCGAGGUCACCGGCUUGCCCGAAAGCGUGGAGGCGGCGCGCAAGGAGAUCGAGGCGCAUAUCGCGCUACGCACGGGAGCCGCCGGCGGCGCCACCGCCGCGCCCACAGACAGCGAGCCGCUGGCGCAGUUGUACCGGGCCGGCAUCGCAUCUCUGCUCCGACCCGAACAGGAAGCGACGUUUUCUUCGGCCGGCUCCUGCUCCUCGGGCGGGUCCUCGGCGAGACUAGGCGACUUACUGGGGAUUUGGUCGUCGACGGAGCGCGACGAAGGGCUAGGCGAGUCGCCGUCAUUCGAGUCUCCGGGAGGAGCGGCGGGCGUGUGGGGCUGGGGCCCGACGCGGCCGUCGCCCGCGGCGUCGCCGGCGCGCGCGUGCCUGGUGUGCGGCGAGCGCGGCGUGGCGGCGGCGCUGGUGCCGUGCGGCCACAACCUGUUCUGCCUGGAGUGCGCGCAGCGGCUGGCGGCGGGCGGCGCGCCCUGCCCCGCCUGCUCGGCGCCCGCGCACCAGGCGAUCCGCAUCAUCUCGUAAGCGCCGACGUCGCCGCGAGCCGCCUCGAGCCGCACGCUCGCCCGCUAGGGAUCGGUCUUUUUUACUCGAAUCGUUAUAAAAAUAUUAAAAGAAUAAAAAAUUGCGUAAUCGAAAUCCUGGUGCCAAAAGUCGGCGCCUCGCCGGCACGGCCCGUCCGCCGCGCCGUACCUAUCGUAAGUCGGCAGAGUUGUUCUCGAUAUAUUUUCUUAUUAUGAACGUUUUUUAUUAGGUCGUCGAGCGCGCGCUGCGCUCGCCGCCGCAGAGAGAGUCGAAGUACGUUACGAUAGAAUUUCGAAAAAAAAACAUAAAAUUUAAAAAAAGUUGUAUAAUUAUUAUUGAUAGCAUAAAUGAGAAAUCGAAAAAUUUAUAAAGCUUACCUAACGUAAUAGCGUAAAGUAUUAAGAUAUUAUUAUAAUAAUAUAAUAGGCGAGGGACGGGCGGCGCGGGGAGCGGCACGCGCGGCCUGUUGUCUGUUCAGAGUCUAGCUAGAGUAGUGUAGUGAAGUGAGUGCGCGCGAGUGUGCCGCGCCUAGCUAAUGUGUUGUUUAUAGGUAAUGAGUUGGUUGUGUGUAGCGCCGCGCCGGCCCGCGCCGGGUCGCGCCUGGUCGCGCCCGGUAGCGCCUGGUCGCGCCUGGUCGCGCCGGGCCGCGCCGCGCCCGUAGGUAAGGUAAUGCGCGAGCGCCGAGCGGCCGCCCGCCCCGCUCCCCCGUGCGCCGUGCUCACAUUAUUUUGACUAUACGAUUAUUCGCUUAUACGUACGUACACUAUGAUUAUAAUAAUAUUAAUAUAAUGUUUGUUUUAAGCGUGUUUUAAUGUUUAGAUUUUUAUUGUAAUGUUUUUAUGGAUGAUUUUUAUCUGUAUGAUUAUUAUUAUUGAUUAUUAUUUUAUGUGUUGACGAUGUUUUUUUGUGAUUAU